AUCGGAAGUAAAUAAAGUUCCCGCGUUGUUUCGUGCAGGAAAGAGUGUGUUUCCAGGGUGAUCAACUGGGCAUUGCAAUGGAUGAUCUUUAUUUAGAAAACAUUGACGAAUAUGUUAACGAUCAGAAUAAAAUUGUCUCCUAUAAAUGGCUAAGUCUUACUCUUGGUGUCCAUGUUAACACGGCUAAACAAAUGCUGUAUCACUACUUAGAGCAGCGACGGAAGGAGCGCUCUGGAAACACACUGUAUGCUACUUACUUGGUUUCUGGGAAGUGCAUGGAGAAAGGCAGCAUGUGUCAUAAGGUGUCAGUAGUGCGUGAAGACAAGCUCGAGGAUGUAAAAUCCAAACUGGAUGUGACGAUUAGCGUGCAUGUGUACAGCGUGCAAAAAGCUGAGCUCAAGGACAGUGCACCGCUUUACAGUACUGACUACGAUGCGAUGAAAGAGAACCUCAAAAACUGCAACAAGUACAGUGCGAUCCGAUGUUCUGCUGCAGUGCAGGAGUUAAAGACAGCUCAAGAAAAGGCCAUGUCCACUUCAACUGACAAAGAGGUCAUUAAACCUGUUGUCAAUAACUACACAGCACCUGCAUCCAAACCUACCUCCAAACAGCCGAAAGGCAUCAUGGGAAUGUUUUCAAAUAAAACAGCUCCUAAAAGUGAUGAGCAGAACAAAAAGGUGAAGAAGGAGCAGGUAGACGAUCCGCCUCCUGCUGAGGGACCUAAAACCAAGGUGUCGUCCAAAGCCAACAGUAUGAACAAUUUUUGGGGAAAAACAGCAGACAAAAAGCUUGAAAAAUCUGACCAAAACAUAAAAGAGAAGCCAGAUGGUGUUCCAGAAUCAUCGGCUGCAGAGAGCACAAAACAGUCUUCAUCCAAACCUAAGCAGGACAUAAAGGAGGAAUUACCGAAGGAGGCUGAAGUGAUUGAAGAUCAAUCCAAAGAGACCCGGAGUAAAACAAAACGUCUGGAGAAUUCGGAUAGUGAAAGCGAGCAAGUGGACAGUCGUAAGAAGAAGAGACGGAGGAUAAAAAAUCCUCAGCCGGACAGCAGUGAUGAUGAGGUAAUUCCAGAUUCUCCACCUGCACCUCAACUGCACACAAGUCCUGAAAAGCAUGUGAAGAAAGAGCCUGUUUUGCAAAACUCUGAGGGGAGGAGGAGGAAGAGGAGACGGGUGUUAAAGUCCCGUACAUUUGUUGAUGAUGAAGACUGUAUUGUGACCGAGAAAGGCUUCGAGAGUGAAUCUUACUCGGAGAGUGAUGACGAAUCCAAGACUGCCACUCAGCCUGCUGAAGACUCAAGCUCGCUCACGGAAACACUCAAAAGGAAGGAUGAUGAGAAAAAGGUUAAAGAGAAAAGCCAGAAGAAAGCUCCUGCUGCUACAAAUAAAGUGACAAAACAAGCAUCCAUCAUGGGCUUUUUCCAAAAGAAAUGAACUACUUAUGUGGGCUUUCUGUCUGUGUACCUCUGUGACCUUCCAGUGCUCUAAAAACUGGAUAUUUAUUGUACUGGAUUCAGUACAAUAACAAACCAGUAGGUGUCCCUGUAAAGUUUAUCAGGUGUUUUGGUCAUUAGUCUUUUUAAAGAGAAAACCUCGGAGAUGCUGGGAUUGGGGUUUGAGGUGCCUAUAUGUGAAAGAUUUUUGUCUGAUAUUAAUAUCACCGAUUGCUGUUCACUGAGCAUCUAAAUAACUUUUUGUCAUUCUGAAUAUCCUAUAUUAAAAGUAAUAUUAAAUGUUACUAUAAACAAUAAAAUUUACUUUCACAUUG
Molecule: messenger RNA, 1767 nt
Organism: Silurus meridionalis
Lineage: Eukaryota; Metazoa; Chordata; Actinopteri; Siluriformes; Siluridae
Gene: pold3
Product: polymerase (DNA-directed), delta 3, accessory subunit
Exons: 12
Coding region: 78-1433 (451 amino acids)
Biological process (GO): DNA strand elongation involved in DNA replication; nucleotide-excision repair, DNA gap filling; DNA synthesis involved in UV-damage excision repair
Cellular component (GO): delta DNA polymerase complex; nucleus
Molecular function (GO): DNA-directed DNA polymerase activity
Source: RefSeq, a predicted model, not a curated record